This is a messenger RNA of Dalotia coriaria, 933 nucleotides long. Its product is annotated as gustatory receptor for sugar taste 64f-like. Gene Ontology annotation, biological process: detection of chemical stimulus involved in sensory perception of taste; sensory perception of chemical stimulus. Gene Ontology annotation, cellular component: membrane. The record is from RefSeq and is a predicted model, not a curated record. NCBI's taxonomy places the organism in Eukaryota, Metazoa, Arthropoda, Insecta, Coleoptera, Staphylinidae. Gene Ontology annotation, molecular function: taste receptor activity.
ACGAGUGUAAUCCGAAUUGAUUGGUGGGGCACUCGAUAACAGCGCAAACAUGCAAACGAAAAUCAAUUUCCUAUUUUCAGAUUCAUUUCGCCGCAUUUAUCGCCACGCGACACAAGCACAAUGUUUUCAUCAUCGAAAAUCACUCCGAUUUCAACAAUAUCAACUGUUUUACCACAAAAACCUCCAGAAGAAAAGCCUCAGACACAUACAAAAUGUUUCCAUCAAAUUCUACGCAAUGUUUUAAUCGUUGCACAGUUAUUCGCACAAUUACCCAUACAGGGUGUAACAUACCCUACACCAAACAAGUUAAACUUCACUUAUAAAUCUUUUUUAUCUUUAUAUUGUCUAUUACCAUUCUUGGGUAAUGUUUUUGUCCUGUGUAUGUUAAUUUACAAAAUGGCCGCGUUUGGUAGUGACUUAUUUCUCAUUACGUCGUUUAUUUAUCAUGUUUGUAACAUGGGUACGACUUUAUCUUUGCUUCACGUGGCCGAAAAAUGGCCGCCAUUGAUGAAGCAAUGGCAUAUGAUUGAGGUGCACAUGCAGCGCCACUAUGGCUGGCCGAAAAAGUUGGAAUUCCGCGUGAAUACCAUCGCGAUUAUAAUUUCAAUCUUUGCUUUGAUAGAGUACUUCUCUAAUCAUGUCGCUAAUAUUCAACUGGCACACACUUGUUCACCGCAGGAUCCACUCAAAUAUUACUAUGAACAACUCACGUUUCCGUUUAUAUUCGCCAUUUUGCCUUAUCAGCCAACAAGUGCGAUUAGUUUUGAUUCUGUUGCGUUGACGAACGAACAUUUUUUUCAUGUUACAAGAGGGCUAAUUUUAAGUGUUGCUGGUACAGUGACGUAUGAAUUGGUGUUGAUUCAACGAAUGAAAAUUUACUCUAAAGAAGACUCUACGAUCUUAUUAGAUGGCCAAAUGGGUGUGUUAAAUUAG